Messenger RNA from Sipha flava (yellow sugarcane aphid), 1219 nucleotides. RefSeq lists its product as uncharacterized. The coding region runs from base 29 to 1219 and encodes 396 amino acids. The record is from RefSeq and is a predicted model, not a curated record. The transcript has 3 exons. NCBI's taxonomy places the organism in Eukaryota, Metazoa, Arthropoda, Insecta, Hemiptera, Aphididae.
AAAGUUGAUAGCCGCUGCAGGAUUACUAAUGGUCGGGUACCAUUAUAUCUCAAAAAGAAAAAUGAGGCGUAAGUGGGUCAAAAACUGGCUUGCUAGAAGGGAUUUGUUUGGUCACAUGCCAUUAUUAAAAGAGUUGAAUGAAAAUGAACCAAAUGAUUUGAAAAACUAUUUGAGGAUGUCAAAACCAGAUUUUGAUCGACUCUUGGAUUUACUAAGACCACACAUAACAAAACAGGAUACAGUAAUGCGCCAGGCAAUACCUGCAGAAGAACGUCUUAUAGCUACUUUACGGUUUCUAGCUACUGGCAGGUCAUAUGAGGACUUAAAAUUCAGUACAGGAAUUUCUGCACAAACUCUUGGUUCUAUUAUACCUGAGACAUGUAAGGCUAUCUAUGAAAUAUUGCAAGACACAUAUAUGAAGGUGCCUCAAACAUCUAAAGAUUGGAAAGAAGUAGCUAAUGGGUUUAAGGAUCGAUGGCAAAUGAUCAACUGUGGAGGUUGUAUUGAUGGCAAACAUAUUCGCAUUUGUCAACCUGCACGUUCUGGUGCACUAUAUUAUAAUUAUAAAAACUUUUAUAGUAUUGUUCUAAUGGCUAUUGUAAAUCAUAAUUGUGAAUUCAUAUAUGUCGAUGUUGGAAUACAAGGUAGGAUAUCUGAUGGUGGCGUUAUACAAGCAACAACAUUUUACAGAAGACUACAGAAUGAAACUCUUAAUUUGCCAAAACCUACAGAUUGUGAAGAAGAUCUUAAUUUUGUAUUCAUUGGAGAUGAAGCAUUUUCUCUAGAAGAACAUGUUUUAAAACCAUUUCCACAAAAAUCCUUAAACUAUGAAAGAAGGAUUUACAAUUACCGACUAUCGAGGGCUAGAAAUGUAGUGGAAAAUGCUUUUGGUCUAAUAGCAAGUAGAUUUCGCAUUUUGCAGACAUCUAUUAAUGUCAAUCCGAAUGACACAAAGUAUAUUGUUUUAGAAAUUUGCACACUUCAUAAUUUUCUUAUAAAACACAAUUCUUCUUAUGUAAAACCUACAUCUGAAAACAGUGAGACACAAGACAUAGAAGAUAUUGAUGUAAGUGGACGAUUGUUUCCAUUACAAAACUUUAUUAAUGCAAGAAAUAGUUCAGCAGCAGCCAAAAUAAACCGAAACAAGUAUUUAGAGUAUUUUAAUGGAGUUAGAAAAGUAGUUUGGCAGGAUGACAUGAUUAAAAAAGGAAAAUCAUAA